Asparagus officinalis (garden asparagus) is the source of this 1423-nucleotide messenger RNA. Its product is annotated as polyadenylate-binding protein RBP45-like. Gene Ontology annotation, cellular component: cytosol. The coding region runs from base 128 to 1120 and encodes 330 amino acids. Gene Ontology annotation, molecular function: mRNA binding. NCBI's taxonomy places the organism in Eukaryota, Viridiplantae, Streptophyta, Magnoliopsida, Asparagales, Asparagaceae. The transcript is spliced from 7 exons. The record is from RefSeq and is a predicted model, not a curated record.
GCACCUGUCAGGUUCAGGCGCCGCCGCCUACGCAGUACGCAGGCACGCGAUCCCCGUGCAGCCACAGCACCAGCCGGCGUCGGCCGAUGAGAUCAGGACUCUUUGGAUUGGAGAUCUGCAGUAUUGGAUGGAUGAGGCGUUUGUUUCUGGCUGCUUUGCUAGUACUGGGGAGGUUGUUUCAGUGAAACUUAUCCGAAACAAACAGACAGGACAAUUGGAAGGAUAUGGCUUUAUCGAGUUUGCAACUCGUGCCACUGCUGAAAGAGUCCUCCUGACAUACAAUGGCACUCUGAUUCCCAACACUGAUCAAGCUUUUAGGCUGAAUUGGGCAUCCUUCGGUGCAGGUGAGAGGCGAGGAGGAGAUGACAGUGCUGAUUACACUAUAUUUGUUGGGGAUUUAGCUGCAGAUGUUACAGAUUACAUGUUGCAAGAGACUUUCAAGAGUCACUAUCCAUCAGUUAAAGGUGCUAAAGUUGUGACAGACAGAACUACAGGGCGCUCUAAAGGAUAUGGUUUUGUUAGGUUUGGAGAUGCAAAUGAGCAAGCACGUGCCAUGACUGAAAUGCAUGGAGUGUAUUGCUCUUCAAGGCCUAUGCGUAUUGGGGCUGCAACUACCAAGAAGACUGUCGGUGGUCAGCAGCAGUAUUCUACAAAAGCUUCUUAUCAGAAUUCCCAGGGAACUCAAUCUGAGAGUGAUCCAGAUAAUACUACAAUAUUUGUUGGUGGCCUGGACUCAAAUGUAUCUGAAGAGGAACUGCGCCGGCUUUUCAGUACCUAUGGGGAAUUGGUCCAUGUAAAAAUACCUGUGGGAAAGCGAUGUGGUUUUGUACAAUUUGCGAACAGGCAAUGUGCAGAAGAAGCUAAGCUGAUGCUGAAUGGAACUUUGGUUGGUACUCAAAACAUUCGUCUUUCAUGGGGCCGCAGUCCUUCAAAUAAACAGGCCCAGCAGCAGGACCCCAACCAAUGGAGUGGUGGAAAUUAUUAUGGCUAUGGGCAAGGCUAUGAUGCAGCAUAUGCAUAUAAUCAACAAUCUCAGGAUCCGAACAUGUAUGCUUAUGGAGCCUAUUCAGGUUAUCCCAACUAUCAGCAACAACAGGUGAAUUACCAGCAACAACAGUGAUUUUUUGCUGACCGGCUCAGAGUUUUACCGGUGUUCGAGAUGAUACACGUAUUCUUGAUGUUGGAUAUGCGCUUGCUUGCUGUGGAGCGGAAUUGUUUGCUUUUUGUUUCAGUUGGCAGGAAUGAGUGAAUGGGAGUGAUGAAGCUACCUUUUAUGUUUUUUGUCUUAUGUUUAACUGUUCUACCUAGUAGUAAUGCGUGUAUUAUUAGUACGAGUACUACUUUGUAGCUUUGAUUGGAAGUGGUAUUAUCUUUGUUUUCAGAGAUUAGCCUAUGGAAGGCUUUAUGGCCUUGCCUUUCGUGC